AUGGAUAUCGCCACUUGCGUUUCGAACACUCUAGCAUUCGUCUCCCUCUCGGUCUCCAUCAACCGGCUCUGGAUCUGCGUUCGGAAGGCGGCGUCGGACCUGGCCUGCUCGCAGUUGAGCAGCUCCGUCAGGCUGCGCUUGAUGGCCUCGUUGACGUCAAACAGCCGGCGCUCGUCCUCGCCAAACAGACACAUCUCGUCGCCGUCGGGUACCGUCUCGAGCGGGCCCGCCGACAUGAUGUGCUGGAUCGGCGAGGCGGCACCGCCCACCGUCGACGAGCGCUUGCUGCUGCUGUGGUAG
Messenger RNA from Pyricularia pennisetigena, 300 nucleotides. RefSeq lists its product as uncharacterized. NCBI's taxonomy places the organism in Eukaryota, Fungi, Ascomycota, Sordariomycetes, Magnaporthales, Pyriculariaceae. The transcript has 2 exons. Bases 1 to 300 code for a protein of 99 amino acids. The record is from RefSeq and is a predicted model, not a curated record.